AUGCUGAUACUUGAAGUAAGGAGCAGUUUCGACGAUUCAUGCUUUGUUUGCGGUUGUCUUGUCUUCUAUGUCUGUUCAAGACUGGAGAUGCCCAGUUUGUCCCUUGGCCUCAAACUCAUCCCCUGUUCAGAUGAGAGCUCUAUCAUUAGCAUUGUUGGAGUUGUAGCAGGCCUUGCUUAUGAGAAGUGUGGUUCAGAAAUGAUGGUUACAAUGUGGAUCACUGAAAUCUCGAGUCCAUUUCUCCAUUUAAGAGAGAUUCUCAAAGAGCUUGGUUAUAAGGAUACCGAUAUCAAUUUAGCAGCUGAUGUUUCAUUCGCAGUGAUUUUCUCAAUUGCAAGGAUGUGUGUUGGACCAUAUCUAUGCUAUGUUACACUAUCUGCCGAUAAUCCUAUUCUCAUCAAGGCAAUGGCCUUGGGACUUCAGUUAGUAAGUGCUUUCUGGUUCUUCAAGAUUGCAAGGAUGGUGAAAUAUAAAUUCAUCAAGAGAUCCGCAUCCAAAACCAAAAGCAGUUAGCUCUAUCCCCAUUUAUGUAUAACAAUUCAUUCAAGAUCUUUACUUUUCUUGAAUAUAUAUCAUAAAUAUCAAAUUUCAAAUAUAAUUAUUUAAUUUCCGCUGGAUACCCGUAAUUGACUUAGAUCAACGAGGUGGCAUGCCUAAAGGACUUUCAAUGAAUUAAACUUUACCAUUGUGGUAUCCAAUGUUGGCAUUCAAUAUAAUAGACAUAUAGUUCGAUAGCCA
This is a messenger RNA of Lactuca virosa, 738 nucleotides long. NCBI's taxonomy places the organism in Eukaryota, Viridiplantae, Streptophyta, Magnoliopsida, Asterales, Asteraceae. The record is from the annotation of a GenBank genome assembly.